CGGUUGGUGCCGGCGCUCCGCAGUGGGGGAGCGGCGGGCGCGGAGCCGCGGCCGGUCCCAAUCUCGGUCCCAGUCCCAGUGCCAGCGGCGCGCGGAGCACCGGGCGCAGCCAUGUCUGUGGUGGGCAUCGACCUCGGCUUUCUCAACUGCUACAUCGGCGUGGCGCGGAGCGGCGGCAUCGAGACCAUCGCCAACGAGUACAGCGACCGCUGCACGCCAGCAUGUAUAUCUUUAGGAUCCAAGACCCGAGCCAUCGGGAAUGCAGCAAAGAGCCAGAUCGUCACAAAUGUAAAAAAUGCAGUGCAUGGCUUCAAAAAACUGCAUGGAAGAGCAUUUGAAGAUCCUUACAUACAAGCUGAGAGGGCCAAACUUCCCUAUGAACUUCAGAAAAUGCCAAAUGGCUCCGUAGGAGUAAAGGUGAGGUACCUGGAUGAAGAGAGACUGUUUGCAGUGGAACAGAUCACAGGAAUGCUGCUGGCCAAACUGAAGGAGACUUCGGAAAGCGCUUUGAAGAAACCGGUGGCCGACUGUGUGAUUUCAGUCCCUAGUUUUUUCACUGAUGCUGAAAGAAGGUCUGUAAUGGCAGCUGCACAGAUUGCAGGAUUAAAUUGUCUGAAGCUGAUGAAUGAAACUACAGCAGUUGCAUUAGCCUAUGGAAUAUACAAGCAAGAUCUGCCAGCCUUGGAAGAGAAGCCAAGAAAUGUGGUCUUUGUAGAUAUGGGGCAUUCUGCAUAUCAGGUUUCCAUCUGUGCUUUUAACAAGGGAAAACUGAAGGUCUUGGCCACUACCUUUGACCCUUUCAUAGGUGGUAGGAACUUUGAUGAGGCUUUGGUAGAUUACUUCUCCGACGAAUUCAGGACAAAAUACAAACUGAAUGUAAAAGAGAAUCCCCGAGCACUGCUGCGAUUGUAUCAGGAAUGUGAAAAGCUCAAGAAGCUGAUGAGUGCAAAUGCGUCUGACCUUCCACUCAAUAUCGAGUGCUUCAUGAAUGACCUGGAUGUCUCCAGUAAGAUGAACAGAGCUCAGUUCGAGCAGUUGUGUGCUGCCCUUCUGGCCAGAGUGGAGCCUCCCCUAAGAGCAGCCAUGGAUCAAGCCAAACUUCAGCGUGAAGAUAUCUACAGUAUAGAAAUAGUAGGUGGGGCUACUCGAAUUCCAGCAGUGAAGGAACAGAUCUCUAACUUUUUCUGUAAAGAGAUAAGCACCACACUAAAUGCUGAUGAAGCUGUGGCAAGAGGCUGUGCCUUGCAGUGUGCAAUUCUUUCUCCAGCUUUUAAAGUGCGUGAGUUUUCCAUCACAGAUGUUGUUCCUUACUCUAUAACAUUGAGAUGGAAAUCAUCUUAUGAAGAAGGAACAGGGGAGUGUGAAGUCUUCAGUAAGAACCAUGCUGCUCCAUUCUCAAAAGUAAUUACUUUCCACAAGAAAGAGCCUUUUGACUUGGAAGCUUAUUACACCCAUCCACAUGAAGUGCCUUAUCCUGAUUCUCGAAUAGGGCGUUUCACUAUUCAGAACGUUGGUCCCCAGCACGAUGGAGACAACUCCAAGGUGAAGGUGAAAGUACGAGUCAACAUCCACGGGCUGUUCAGCGUGGCCAACGCGUCCAUCAUAGAGAAGCAGAGCAUCGAGGGGGACCACAACGACACCCCCAUGGACACCGAGUCUGCAAGUAAGAACCAAGGCAGAGAUGAGGAGCUGCAAUUACCUUUCAGUAUUGAGGAUGAUCCCCUUGACUCUGAGGAGGAGUUAUGUAACUCUCUGCAGGAUAAAAUGCAGGUUGAUCAAGAAGAAGGUGUGCAGAAAAGUCAAGCUGAGCAACAGAAUCAAGCAGAUGAGGAAACUGAAAAUGCUGGAACUGAAACCAAGGCUGCUUCUGGAGAAAAGCAAGAUAAUCCCUCCCAGCCAAAAGCUAAAACAAAAGUUAAGAGUAUUGACCUCCCUAUACAGGCGAGCCUCUAUAGGCAGCUGGGGCAAGACCUGAUCAAUUCCUAUAUAGAAAAUGAGGGGAAGAUGAUGAUGCAAGACAAGCUUGAGAAAGAACGAAAUGAUGCUAAGAAUGCUGUUGAAGAAUAUGUGUAUGAAUUCAGAGACAAGCUGUGUGGAGCCUUUGAGAAAUUUAUCACUGAAGAGGAUUCAAACAAGCUGACCUUGAUGUUGGAGGACACAGAAAACUGGCUUUAUGAAGAUGGAGAGGACCAGCCAAAACAAGUAUACAUGGAUAAACUUCAGGAAUUAAAGAAAUUUGGACAGCCUAUCCAGGAAAGAUGCAUGGAACAUGAAGAGAGACCAAAAGUUCUAAAUGAACUGGGAAAGAAGAUUCAACUCCUUAUGAAAGCAGUAGAAGCAUACAAAAAUAAGGAUGAAAAGUAUGACCACCUAGAUCCUGCUGAGAUGGAGAAGGUUGAAAAAUACAUUAAUGAGGCUAUGAAUUGGUUGAACAGUAAAAUGAAUGCCCAGAACAAACUCAGUCUAACUCAGGAUCCAGUUGUCAAAGUGGCAGAAAUACUAGCAAAAUCUAAGGAACUGGAUAGCUUCUGUAAUCCCAUUCUAUCCAAGCCCAAGCCGAAGAUAGAACCUCCCAGUGACGGGCAGUCCAAAGCUAACGGGGAACACAACGGGCCAGUGAACGGACAGAGCGCUGCUGACGCAAAACCCGAACCGGCCAAGGACAACCCUCAGCAGACCAAACCCCCCGGAGAAAUGGAAGUGGACUAAACCUUGCAUUUCUUUUACUUCAUUAAAAUAGUGCAAGUAACCACAGGGUCCAUUCUUUUUGUCCGGUACACACAUCAGAUGUUCAGUUAUUCUUAGCCAAACUUCUGUCAUUUGUUGCUGAGUAGUUUUGAAAGUGUUUUAUAUUAAGUACACCUCUGAUGUUCAUUUCCACUGAUGCUGCUUAUGUGGAGCUUUAGCCAAAUGUAGAUUGUAUAAGUCAGUUGAAGCUUUCCCAAUAUAUUUUAUAUCAAACAUACAGAAUUGAUCUAUAAAUGGCAACGAUCUACCUUAUUUAAAGCUUUUAUUGUGGAUAAACCUCAGCUCCUUUAUUCAGGAAAGGAUACUGUAUUGCACUACUGAUGCUCAAGUGUAGAUCUAAUCGCAUCUUUAUUUUGGAAAAAUAUUGGAAUUGAAGUGGCAAAACCUGUCACUUGAAGCACUGACCUUUUCUAGUUAUUGUACUGUUAUAAUUUAAAUAUUAAAAUAGAGGUUAGUUGGCAUACCAGUCCAUCUUGUUGAUGUACCAUGAGGAUUGUACGGUCUUUUUCAUAGGAACUGAGUAAUACGAGCUUAGGUGUUUUCUGGGUUCCCAUACCACUACCAGUUUUCAUUACAGACUGCUCCAGCAUCCUGGCUCUGCUGUGUGCUGGAAUUCCUGGGCUCUGCACAUUGCUGUACAUACUGUGCUGUGCUUAGGACAGGGUGAUGCUGGUGAGAACAGGAUUAAAAGGGGAGAAUAUUCAAGGCUGCUGCAAAGCUUUCCCUUGAAAAUGUCUUAUUGCACGUGGAACUAUUUCCACUUCUUUGGUUUUGAAUUCAAUUUACAUCUUGAUUGUAUCUCAUCCUGGGGAGGAGAAACAACAGAAACAGUGCUGUGCAAACUGGGUAUCACCACCCUGAUUUUGAGGUUGCUUAAAUGCUGUUUGGUGCAAACUUGAAAGAAAUGCUGAGAUCUUAUUUAAGCCUUGAUGCUCAGCACAUAAAUUUUUUGGUCAAGGACCAAGACAAAAGAGCUUAAAAACUGGAUAUUAUUACCCCAGAGGUGGAAUCUACUUCAUGAACUUCCACAGCUUACCGCUUAGCUUUGGUCAUUCAGCUCUCUAAUGAGAGUGUCUACAAUCUGUUACACACUAGAAUCAUUGUUUUCUUUGAGACAUCUUAGACCUUGUCAAGGUCCAGUGUACGUCCCAAAUAUAUUCCACAUGCUUCUGUCAGUCACUGAGGUACUGUAGCACUUGCUAAAGCCAGUCACUUACUGACCUGAAACUCUUCUACUACGAGAGUGGGAAUGGGGUACUCUAAUGAUGAAAGGUGGUUUCUUUACCCAGCAUAAGAAAGCAAGUUGCAGUGUAAUGCUUCAGUGACUUGAACUCUGUCCCAGAAACAAAUCCAGAUGUUAACCAGGCAUUCCUGCAGCAGCUCUCUCAUAGGAGGUGUUGCUGUUGUAAACAAGUGAAGAAUCACAGUAUUGUUUCUGGCUUUGGCAGCCAUUUUAGCUUUGGUCAUGCCCUUCAUCUUUACCACUGUUGGUGCUACAAAAAGUCAUUCAUGACCCCUGGGAGAGGUGAAUUCAACUCUCCUGUAUCUUCACAGAAAAAGGAAGCAUCAUUUAUGGCUGUACGACAGUCUGCCAGACUAGUUCAAGUGCUGGAAGUGUAUCUUCAUGACCGACAUCAGGUGACCGAGAUGAGCGUGCUUUGCUCUCGUUCCUGUUCCAUGCAAUCGGUGUGGAUGGUCUGACACUAUCCCUGCUGAAGAGGAAUGCUUCCCACAGACUGCCCAAAGAAGCUGGCUCUGAGGUCCAUGUUAGGAAUCCUAUUGGGACGGCAGAGUUGAUGUUUCCACAGUGAGGUUCACAUUAAUAUAUGACUUGUUCAUAUGUAAUCUGUUUUCUGUUACAAAUAGGAGAUUUUACCAGGACAGAUUUAAGUACUUACACACUAUGCAUAACUUGAUGUUUUGUGUGUCAGACUCAACGAGCAAUUUCCCUCUGCCUACCCCAACAGCACCAACCUGAGUGUCUUUGCAACAUGAAGUUUUGUUGGGGAACCAGCAGUUGUCUGCUGCUCUGCAUCUUGUAUGUUUUAACAGCAGGUAGUUGUUCAUAAUGUCUUACUUGAAACUUUGUGCUGAGGGCAAGAUACAUUUCUAAUUUUUUAAAAUAUUCCCUCUGUCCCACAAAAAGAAAGGAAGCAAAACUAUCUUUGUAAAUGCAGUAGAGUUUGUUUAAAAAACAAAAGUUCUGUAAAUCAGGUUCUAGAGUUUCAUAUAAAGAUCUAGUUACAAACCAGCAUAUACAUACAUUGUUUUAUUUUACCAGUAAGAGCUCAGUAAGAGGACUCAUUCUCUUCUGGCUGGAGCAUUAAUGGACUUGCUCAAGAAAGGACUUCAAAAUUAAUUUAAUUUUCUUUACUAAACUAAGAUUAGUUUAGAACAGAUUCAUGGGUUCCUUUCUACUUUUUUUAUUUCAGUACUUUAGACUCCAGACUUCAUUCAAAUGUAACAAACAUAUUUGUAACGUUUAAGUUAGGGGUUUGUGCUCUUCUUUCUUGAAGUUGCUGCCUCAUGGCAAAAUACCCCUUGAUUUUGCAUGAAGGUUUUGGGUUUGAUUUUGUAUGUCUGAAUUUGAAUGAAGACUCCUCUCUCUUGCUGGCUUUUGGCAGUGUCCUUGCACUGCUUAAAUACUGCCUUUGGGGCAUGCUUGCAAAAACAUGGAGUAAGCAGCUGGGUCCUGAAUGCUCAGAGGCAGUUCGGAAACACCCAAACCCAUAUUCCACAACCUGUAUUCCCAAGGCCCCGGGGCAGAGGGAGGGGGAAGGUGCCCUGUCUCUGGCACGGCAGUGCAGUGUCUGUGGUGCAGCUCCAGUAUUCUCGACACCUCCUGGUGUGUGGGAUGGAGGUUUUGGUUCUCCCACAUAAAAGUAGAAGCUGUUAAAGCAUCCAAUCUGUGUGUUGAUGAGAUUUCCUUGUAUCUUCAACAUUUGAAAUUCCUUAAUAUUUUCCAACAUCUCAGUGCGUUGAACUCUAGCCUCUUCUACAGAUUGCUAAUAUUGGUUCUCAAAUACUCCAUAUUGAAGUGGGGGUUUUCCUGUAAGGAUUAUGUAAGCAUAAUUUCAGGAAACAAGUAAGGAGCUGGCAGGAGGUUUUUCUUCCCAAUUAUUUUUUGACACCAGUGCGAAAAAUUAACAGCCUUAACAAAACCUGGAAUCUACACUUCUCAGAGCUCUGGUUUCCAUGCCUGUCAGUUAACCAAUGCUGCCAUAAGCCAUGCUGCAAACACACUGCAUUUGCUGUUUCAAAGCACUUGCCCAGCUGCUGUAGGAAAAGAAGCUAAAUUCAAUUUAGAUCAGUGCCAUCAUGAACCUCAUUCCUCAAAAUAGGACUUCUCAUUGCUGUGUAAUAAUUCCACACUUCUGUGAGCCCUUCUGAAGUAAAGCUCAGAUGCCCAUACUCGAGGUUUGGGCUGGUAGAAGGUCUGCCUGCUCUAAGGAUGCUUAUAUUAAUUGCCACUAGCUGUGAGUUUAUUAACUGGAUGGAGGAAUAUUCUGUUGCCUCUUACACUUCUGCUAUUCUUAAGUUUUCUCAUCUUUCAGGCACCAGGAGACAGAAACUCUCAAAAGAGGUGGUAAAAAAACAUGUUGCUUAACAAAAGGCGUUAAUGCCUCAUAAAUUUUAAUUUCAACUCCCAGUAUAGCAGUUGGAGUAUAAACACAAGCUCUUAGUAGCCCCAAAAAGUGUGUGGUGGCUGACUCCUAGCUGAAUUCUUAAUGCUCUGCAGUUGAAAUUUGAAGACUUCAACCACUUACUAAACAUGUAAAUAACAGUGAAAAUAAUGUGACUGUUGGCACUGCAGAAUACUAAACCAGGAAUAUGCUUGAUGUAACUUACUUGAUACAGCUGUUAAACCUUGGUUUCCUUGUUUCCUGGUCAGAAGGAAAUAGGUCGAACAACAAAAACCAGGAAUCAUCACAAGAAUCGUUUUAAACAAAAAUGCAGUUAAGAGCUACACCCACCAGCCACCUCUACCAAGUGUUGAAAUAGUUUAAUUUAAAAAGGUGGUAGUCCCUGAAUGUUGCAGUGGUUGAAAAAGUUUCUUUCCGUCCUCGAUAACCUUAUCUCCAUGGGUUGAGGGGGGAAGAGAUGGGAGCAUCAGAAUUUAAAGCGGUGUUUAAGUAUGGAAAAUGUUUACGAUGUAUGUAAAUGGGAUUCUUAGUAGUGACAGAUCAUGUGCAAAUUGGCAAGACUUCAAUUUAUUUUUGAAUGGCAAUAUAGAUUGUCAAGGUUGUGUAUAAUUAUAAUAAAUAUAUAAACGGCUA
Molecule: messenger RNA, 7025 nt
Organism: Cinclus cinclus
Lineage: Eukaryota; Metazoa; Chordata; Aves; Passeriformes; Cinclidae
Gene: HSPA4L
Product: heat shock protein family A (Hsp70) member 4 like
Exons: 21
Coding region: 112-2709 (865 amino acids)
Biological process (GO): protein folding
Cellular component (GO): cytosol; nucleus
Molecular function (GO): ATP binding; ATP-dependent protein folding chaperone
Source: RefSeq, a predicted model, not a curated record